ACUUUAAGAUUGGAGAAAGAGAGCCCUUUUUCUUCCGUCCUGUGAGAUGUUUUGUUACAUAGAUAGGUAUCACAGAUCACAGUAUCUAUUCUGCUUCUGGAAUCCGAAUUUCCUAAAGGGGAAAUAUUGAAGCUGCGGGUCGGCCGAGGGAAAUCAAAAGACGUAAUUAUGCUUCAGCUAGUAACUUAAUACGGAGAAUAUAUUAAUCCGAGUGUCAAGAAGUCUCUGUGGAGCUCCAAAUUAGUCACCCCACGUGAUCUGCAAUUUCGCCGCAUCCAGAGCCGCAGAGAGAAACUUCAACUCGAUAUCAAAUUGAUAAUAUUAAGACAUUUUAUACAAUAGCUAUACCCCGGCCGUGUUAUUCCACUUUUAAUGUACCGUGCUGCAGUAACGUAUUCCUCCCUUCUUGAAUACGCCCUACAUUCUUCAUUUUCGCUUUUCAUCCAUUUCACUCUUCUGGUUUGAAAUCCACCUCUUACUUUCCUUUUCAUUUUCUUUGUAUGUUUUUGGAUACCCGCAUUUCUGUUUUCUUUGAAGCAGGAGGUGCUUUCUUUUUGUAUUCUACACUCACUCCCAUUACACACAUAAAAGAAGAGGGGAGGGGAAGUUCCUGAACUGUUCUUGACAAACAGCCCCAAGCAGAGUGGUUUUAUCUAUACUUUUGUUACUGUUUGCACCAGGAGGUGUGUCGUCAUCUGGGAAUAUUUCUGGCUGCAACUGCUCUGAUUCAAGAUGAAUGCCCCUGAAAGAUUUGAAUCCUUCGUUCUUCUCCCGGGUGAGAAGAAGGUCGAGGUUGAGGUGGAUACCCGUAUCCCGUCCACCGCUAUUUUCACCUUCCACAAAGAAGACCACACUCUUGGCAACAUGAUCCGCUCGCGUCUCAUUAAUAGCUCCCACGUUCUUUUCUCAGGCUAUAAGGUCCCACAUCCCCUAGUCCCCAAAUUCAUCUUGCGCGUACAAACCGAUGGUCAAAUCACACCUAAGGAAGCCGUCAUCACAGCCUGCCACGAACUUGUCAAGGAUCUAGGUUCGCUGAGUCGUGAGUUUACGAAGGAGUAUGAAUUGCGGAAGAUGGUUGGGGUAGGUGUGCAGCAGCAGAAUGCGCAAAAUGGUGUUUAGGGAGCGGUGGUUUGGGUACUUGGGAUUUCGAUUCUUAUGGUGGUGUUACAGACAGCCUGGGAGAAUGUUGGUUGGAUUCUGUAUUCUUUUUACGUCUUUUUCUUUUAUUUAUUCUCCCACGGGAUGGCUUUAUGUGUAUUCUCUUUUUUUUUGGGAUUUUAGCCCUGGGUGAGACUCGGCGUUGGGGCUGGUUGGGAGAAUUUGAUAAUAUUUUCUUGGAAUUGUAUUUUUCUUGAUUGUUGUCAUUUAUUUAAUUCAUUUAGGGAGGAUGGUUGGUGCCUUACUCAUGCUUGAAGGCUACAAACGUCUUUCUUAAAAAAAUAUUUUUUAUUCCGUACAAAAUAAAUUCUAGUUUAUUCACUC
Messenger RNA from Blastomyces gilchristii SLH14081, 1482 nucleotides. RefSeq names its product DNA-directed RNA polymerase II subunit RPB11. The transcript has 4 exons. Bases 733 to 1119 code for a protein of 128 amino acids. The record is from RefSeq and is a predicted model, not a curated record. Gene Ontology annotation, biological process: transcription by RNA polymerase II. Gene Ontology annotation, molecular function: DNA binding; protein dimerization activity. NCBI's taxonomy places the organism in Eukaryota, Fungi, Ascomycota, Eurotiomycetes, Onygenales, Ajellomycetaceae. Gene Ontology annotation, cellular component: RNA polymerase II, core complex.